GGGGCGGGAAGCGGCCGGGACCUGACGCUCGCCAGGUGACUCCCGUCCCCUCCCUCGGCCUCGCCGUUUCCUGGGCGCCAAACGUCGGGCGGCUGGCGGGGCGGCGCGCGGCUCGGGGCGCUCCUGGCCAUACCUCUCAUCAUUGUAUGGAUGGACAUUUGAGAGUGCUGUUGUCAAAUGCUUGCAAGCAUGGAAACUUCAUCAAUGCUGUCCUCGUUGAAUGAUGAGUGUAAAUCAGACAAUUACAUUGAGCCUCACUACAAGGAAUGGUAUCGAGUAGCCAUUGAUGCACUAAUUGAACAUGGGUUAGAAGCAUACCAAGAAUUUCUUGCCAAGGAACGAGUAUCAGACUUCCUAGCUGAAGAAGAAAUUAAUUAUAUUUUGAAAAACGUCCAGAAAGUUGCACAAAGUACAGCACACAGCACUGAUAACUCCUAUGAUGAUACCUCAUCUUCAGGGACUUACUGGCCCAUUGAGUCUGAUGUGGAAGCUCCAAAUCUUGACUUAGGCUGGCCAUAUGUGAUGCCUGGACUCUUGGGAGGCACCCAUAUAGACCUCCUCUUUCAUCCACCAAGAGCACAAUUACUUACAAUUAAGGAAACUAUUCGGAAGAUGAUCAAAGAAGCAAGAAAGGUCAUUGCUUUAGUGAUGGAUAUAUUUACAGAUGUGGACAUUUUCAAAGAAAUAGUAGAGGCAUCAACUCGAGGAAUAUCUAUAUACAUUCUGCUUGAUGAGUCCAACUUUAAUCAUUUCCUAAAUAUGACUGAAAAACAGGGCUGUCAAGUUCAACGACUCAGGAAUAUUCGAGUGCGGACAGUAAAAGGCCAAGAUUAUCUUUCCAAGACAGGAGCAAAAUUUCAUGGAAAAUUGGAACAGAAAUUUUUGUUAAUUGACUGCCAGAAAGUUAUGUAUGGUUCCUACAGCUACAUGUGGUCAUUUGAAAAAGCUCACCUCAGCAUGGUUCAGAUAAUCACAGGACAACUUGUUGAGUCCUUUGAUGAAGAAUUUAGAACUCUCUAUGCCAGAUCCUGUGUCCCCAAUUCAUUUGCUCAGGAAGAAUCAGCAAGGGUGAAACAUGGCAAAACACUCUGGGAGAAUGGCACCUACCAGCGUUCACUUUCUUCAUUAGCUUCCGUUUCGAGCCAAAGAAACCUUUUUGGCAGACAAGACAAAAUUCAUAAGCUAGAAUCUAGUUAUUUCAAAAACAGAGGAAUAUAUACUCUAAAUGAACAUGACAAAUAUAGCAUAAGAAAUCAUGGAUACAAGCCUCAUUUUAUUCCAAACUUUAAUGGCCCAAAUACAGUCCGUCAGUAUCAAUCCAGUCAGAUAAAUGAAAAUUGGAAGAGGCAUAGUUAUGCUGGGGAACAGCCAGAAACAGCACCAUACCUGCUGCUUAACAGGGUUCUGAAUCGAAACAUUAAUCCUCCAGGUAAUUGGAAAAAGCCUUCAGAUAGUCUUAGUGUGGCCUCCUCAUCACGAGGAGGCUAUGCAAGCCACCGUAACACACCUGCCCAGAGUUUUGCUGAUCGGCUUGCCCAGAGAAAAACAACAAAUCUUGCAGAAAGGAACUCAAAUGUGCGGAGAUCUUUCAACGGGACGGAUAAUCAUAUUCGCUUUUUGCAGCAAAGAAUGCCAACCCUUGAACAUACCACAAAGUCAUUCUUGCGUAACUGGAGAAUUGAAUCCUACUUAAAUGAUCAUUCAGAAGCUGUACCUGAUUCAAAUGGAUCGGCUCUAGGUGACCGGUUUGAGGGCUAUGAUAGUUCUGAAAAUUUGAAAGCCAAUGCCCAUUACACUCAUUCUCGGCUUCGUUCCUCUUUUGUGUUUAAACCAACAUUACCUGAACAGGAAGAAGUUAACAGUUGUACAACUGGCUCCUCAAAUUCAACAGUCAUUGGUUCCCAGGGAAGUGACACACCUAAAGAGGUUCCGGACACCCCUACGAGUGUACAGCAUACGACAGACAAACCUGUGCCAGAAUCAGCCCCUAAGCUCCCAUUGCAGUCAGAGGCACCAAAAAUGCACACCUUGCAGGUUCCCGAAAACCACUCAGCAGUCUUAAAUCAAACUACAAAUGGCCAUACAGACUCAAACAACUAUUUAUAUACAUCCUUGUGUGUAAAUAAGCAGACAGAAAAUCUGAAGAAUCAACAAAAUGAGAAUCUGCUCAAAAGGCGAAGUUUCCCAUUCUUCGAUCACUCAAAAGCCAAUUUAGAUCACGGACAUAGUAAGCAUUAUGUCUAUAGUACACUUACCAGGAAUCGAGUUAGACAACCAGAAAAACCCAAAGAGGAUUUGUUGAAAAGUUCUAAAAGCAUGCACAAUGUGACCCAGAGCAUAGAAGAGGACAGGGAGGUCAUCAAGAGAGAACCUCCAAGUGGCCCUACUGCCAAGUCAAUUUCCAUUGCCGCUUUGCUUGAUAUGAAUAAAGAUGAACCUAGCAAAGAACUCACUUCAAAGAAGGAAGUUAAAGGUUCUCCAAGUUUCUUGAAAAAGGGAUCUCAGAAGUUAAGGUCAUUACUUAGCCUUACCCCAGAGAAGAAAGAAAAUCUAUCCAAAAAUAAAGCACCUGCCUUUUAUAGAAUGUGUAGUAGUUCUGACACUUUAGUUUCUGAGUCUGAAGAUAAUCAAAAACCAAAAAAAUCAGAACCAAAAAUGGAUUCAUCUCCUAGAAGAAAGCGUUCUUCCUCAUCAAAUUCUCAAGGCAGUAUUCACAAGAGUAAGGAAGAUGUAACGGUUAGCUCACCUCAGGGGAUGAAUUCUCCACCCAAUGAAAGUAGUAAAAGAAUGCCUUCUCCAGGUCCAGUUGAAAACAAGUUCUUGGAAAGAGCAGGAGAUGCCUCUGCCCCUAGAUUUAACACUGAACAGAUCCAAUACCGAGAUUCAAAGGAGAUUAAUACAGUUCUUGCUCCUGAAAGAAAACCAGCUUCUUCUCCAAGGCCUAAACCCAAUGAGCUUCUAAGAUCUCAUUCAACUGACAGGCGCAUUUACAGUCGCUUCGAGCCAUUCUAUAAGAUUGAAAGUUCUAUUCAGCCAGCAAGCAACGUACCAAAUACUGGUGUGCACCGCCCAGAAAUAAAAUCCACAACUGUGGGCAAUAGUUAUGGCAGGUCCAGCCCGAUGCUUAAUUACAACACUGGUGUUUAUCACUCAUACCAGCCAAAUGAAAACAAGUUCCGAGGAUUUAUGCAGAAGUUUGGAAACUUUAUACACAAAAAUAAAUGAAAUAGGAUAAUUUCAAAUAGUUGUUAAAACACAAAUGACUAUAGCUAUAAAUAUUUCUCCAAAGAAUAUUGUGGACAGUUUUUGUAACAUGCCAAUAGAUUUUUGUAGGGAAGAGAGUUUGUGGUACGACAUGUUUACCACUGUACUGAUAUACAGUGAAGUUGAAGUUGCUCUGUGUGAUAAAGUUAGUUGUGCUUAAUUACAAUGUAAAUGGAAUGUCUCUAUAUACAUGAUUUUUAAAUGGUAAUGGCAAAAAAUGUAAUAUUUUCUUCAGACUCAAGAUAUUCUUAAGUCUCAAAUAGAAACUUUAGUGGAGAGACAAUGUAUGGAUUUUAAGCAUUUAUUCUGAAGUCUUUCCUUUUAAAAAAGGAUCAUAGUACUAUCAGUGGCCCUCUAUAACAUAUCUUUGUGGGUUUUCAUAUCUCCAAAUUAUGAGAAAAUAGGACAAAGCCUCUUUGGGUUUUAAUUCCCUUUAAACUCUAUAGAAUAAGUUAUGUUUUAUUAAUAUUUCAUUAAUUUUCCUAUGAAGCAUAUACAACUGGUCGGGCAGCAACAGUGCAGUUUAAACCAUGUAGCUCAGCAUAUCUUUAAUUUUGACUGAAGUGUUUGCAAAGGAUCAGCCUCAUGUAGUACAUGGUAGAAAUUUAUUUUCCUAAUUUUGUGAAAACCAUACACGUUGUCCUUUUCUAUUCUGGACCAAGGGAGCCCAUACCUCACUCAUCAGUGAGCUGCUGAACUUUCAUAGUCAUUCCUUCCCUGAAAUUAGAGCAAGCAGCAGAUAAUUUAGGAAACCUGAGUUAUACCUCUCUUUCUAAGAUAAAAAAAAAAAAAAAAGCUUUUAGAAAUGUAAACUUCUAUGUAAUUUUUUAUCUUAGAUCAGUAUGACAAUGCUUAGGUGUUUUGCUUGCAAAAGUCCUUGCUCUUUUUCACGCUGGGCCAAAUAUACUGUGAGUGCAUAGUGUUUGCAUGAAAAGUACUGUGAUGAACAUGAGAAGUGCUAUCUAGCCUAAUUCUUUCAUGACCAUAGACAGUUGAAAGUUUUAAAUCUCUCCAUAUCUUAACUUGACGAUGAUAUUUAGAUCAUAAGAUGCCCUUUUGACCUUCUUAGAAGUAAUUAAAGUCCCACAUGCAUUAAAGAGACUUUACCUUGGUUUUACUUCAUCCACAAAGGACAGAAUUCAAGAAAUAAUGUGUCAUUUGAGAGGUGUGAAGGGUUUCUAUAACGCUUUAAAUAUAUUAUUUAACACCUUCUAAGUUAUAAUAUGGGGCAGUAUGUUGUUUCAAAAAUUCAAGAUUCAGUCAAAUAAUAUCCAUGUCAUUAAAUAAAACAAGAGCAUUAAAAUAUCAAUCAUUAAGAUACUUUUUCUGUAGUGGUUAAAUACCAUGAUAACAUGACAAGAGAAAACAUAAUAGUAGGGAAAAGAAAACCUAACAUUUAGCUGAGCACAUGUAUAGACCAGGUCUUGAGCUAGAACCUAUAGUUCCCACAGUUAAUAUCUGCUGUGCUGGUUGACCUGUGACAAUGAAAAAGGGAAAGGAACUACAGAUUUAACUUGUAUCUAUGCUAGGGAAAGCAGCCCAUUAGGUUAGAAAGCUAGGCAGGGAAUGAAGCUCAGUGUUAAAUAUAUAACCUUGUUAAAUAUUCACAAUAGCCCUGUGAAGUCAGUAGCUCCUUUUUGCAAAUGAGAAAACUAAUCCUUUGAGAAGUUACAUAACUUUCCAGGAGUCACACAGUUCUUCAUUGGUAGAACUAGGUUUGAACACAAAAUUGGUUUUAAAUGCAAAGGCCUCUUUUUAUUACUAAACAACACCAUACUUUGCUGGCUCCUACUCCACUAUGAUUGAGGGAACUUCUGAAUGUUCUCUCUCUUUUGCUCUAUCUUUACAAAUUGCAGAAAUCUUGCAGUAACAUAGCCACUUUAUCACACUUUAUAAACAAAUCCAGAAUAUAAACUCAGUUUAACAUCAUUCAUAAAAGAAGGUUUUAAAACUCCCAUUAUAACAUAGGAAUCCCCAACUACUACAACAUGGGAUUUUACUGUUUUGGAAAGCUACAGGUAACAGAUUGAAAAUUUUGCAGACUUUCUAAUAAGUGAAUAGCAUACAAAUAAAACUUUGAGAGAGAAAACUUAUCUUUCAUAGGAAAAGUAGUCACAUCUACCAAAGUUUUGCAUUAAAAAAAAUAAUAACCAUGGGAAUGUGCAUUUGCCUAUCAUCCAGUAAGGAAGUAAGUUGCAUUGAAACAAUCUGAUUGUUAGUGGAUUAUUUUUUAGAAUUCUAGAGAUUGUAUCAUCUUCAUAUAUUAGUAUCAACUUUUAAAAAGCAUUAGAAUUGGAGUCCAGUGAAUGAAAGAGAAUUUUCCUUUUGCUCUUAGAACAAUUCACUUUUUAAAUUCUGGAUCAUGGUCCUUUACCCACUUGCCAAAGACAGAACCCACAGUUACCCAAACCAGAUUGACUUUAAUAUUAACCAUUCUUUGUCUGUUAGAUGGGACAUUUUUCAGGUGUAAGGGGAUAAUGGGCCGCUCUGAAAGUGGAAGUCCUAAGAUGUAGAACAAGAUAACUUUGAAGCUGAAAUUACAUAGACUAGUUUUAAUCAUUUUUAAAUUACAAGCAAAAAGCCUGUUGCCUUUUUACAGCAACUGCUACCAUUUCUGGAAGCAGACAGCUUUUAAAUAGUUGCUGAAUUGCUCCUCUCCCUAGUGGCAUUGAGAAGUGCAGGAUGCUUUGUUUCAGGAUGCUGUGACAGGUAGCUUCAGCUUUUGUACAGAUUUAUUCUCUUCUGACUUUUGUCUUUAUUUUCCUUUUAUUUAUUUAUUUUUCACUUCAGAAACAUCUGUAUAUCAGAAUCUUUGUGUAGUAACUUUCCCAAGUUUCUGGGGCUGAGAAAUUCCUCAGGGUGAAGGCUGAGCAAGCACAUAACACUUCAAAUAAUUUACUCAAGAGUUUAAGUUUUAAACAGACUUCACAAAUGUAAUCAUUUCAAGCAAAAUACUUUUGUUUUCUCCCCAUAUUAAUAUUGGUGGAAAGAUAAUGACACUUAGGUGUACUUUCAUAUUAAAGGUUGGUAAGGCAGUUUUUACUCUCUACGUAAUAUAUUAGUUUGUAAGCAGAAACUCAAGAAAGUAAGUAUGAAUUCAAAUAGGUCUUGGCAGAUACCUUUACAGUAGUUUUAAGUGCCUAUAUUCUGAACAUGCUGGUAUCUAUUAGAAUGAUUGGGAUUAGCCAUAAUUCUAAUGUGGCAUAUUGAGUAAUGGGUAUAUGUUGGCAGUCUACUUUUAUGGAAGCAAGUAUCUCGUUUAAUCAAGAUGACAUCUAGUGUGAUCCAGAUAAGCAAGGAAGAAGUUGAACUCUGGCUACAUUCAACAUUAACUUUACUCAAGAUUAUCUAGUUAUUCAACUAUUAUUCCAAAGAUUUGUCAUGAAAGACAAAUAUGACUCAAUGUGACUAUGGCUAAGGGAAAUAAGUAAAUCAUUUAUUUCACAUUAACCAUGUCUGAUACUGUUUCUUAAAAAGUUUAUUUUAAUAUUUAGUUUGGUUCUAGCAUAUUUAAAAUGAAAAGGAUGAAAUUAUAAACCAAAGAGUCAUUUUUUUAUAUAUCUAAAUGUUAUCAAAGAAAUAUUCUUCCAAAGUAGCUUGUUUUUAGAUCUAAUAAAUGAAUAUUAAAUAAUUUUGUACAAACAUCAA
Messenger RNA from Canis lupus familiaris (dog), 6912 nucleotides. It is a transcript of the gene SACK1B, whose product is annotated as family with sequence similarity 83 member B. NCBI's taxonomy places the organism in Eukaryota, Metazoa, Chordata, Mammalia, Carnivora, Canidae. Gene Ontology annotation, cellular component: membrane; cytoplasm. The coding region runs from base 178 to 3225 and encodes 1015 amino acids. The record is from RefSeq and is a predicted model, not a curated record. The transcript has 5 exons. Gene Ontology annotation, biological process: epidermal growth factor receptor signaling pathway.